This is a messenger RNA of Cuculus canorus (common cuckoo), 1780 nucleotides long. It is a transcript of the gene IRF6, whose product is annotated as interferon regulatory factor 6. The coding region runs from base 161 to 1660 and encodes 499 amino acids. Gene Ontology annotation, molecular function: RNA polymerase II cis-regulatory region sequence-specific DNA binding; DNA-binding transcription factor activity, RNA polymerase II-specific; protein binding. Gene Ontology annotation, cellular component: nucleus. The record is from RefSeq and is a predicted model, not a curated record. Lineage: Eukaryota; Metazoa; Chordata; Aves; Cuculiformes; Cuculidae. Gene Ontology annotation, biological process: immune system process; regulation of transcription by RNA polymerase II. The transcript has 8 exons.
AGAGUGUUGGAUGAUCUCUUGAUACCAAGAUUCACCACUGAGUCACAGUUCUCCACCUACGAGGAAAAGGAAUGAAAGGCCAGGCUGGUGGAGACCACGCUGGGAAGCUGCGGAUGGGCCAAGGGGGAGAUGCUGCAGAGCCUCCCGGCAUCCCAAGACAAUGGCGUUACACCCACGAAGAGUUCGCUUGAAGCCGUGGCUGGUAGCCCAGGUCGACAGUGGCAUGUAUCCCGGCCUUAUCUGGCUAAAUCGAGAAGCGAAGCGGUUUCAGAUCCCCUGGAAGCACGCAACUCGGCACAGCCCGCAGCACGAGGAGGAGAACACCAUCUUCAAGGCUUGGGCUGUGGAAACAGGAAAGUACCAGGAAGGAGUCGAUGAGCCAGACCCCGCAAAGUGGAAAGCCCAGCUCCGAUGCGCUCUUAACAAAAGCCGGGAAUUCAAUUUGAUGUAUGAUGGCACCAAGGAGGUGCCCAUGAAUCCGAUUAAAAUUUAUGAAGUGUGCGAUAUCCCGCAGUCCCAGGGAUCAAUCAUUAAUCCAGAAAACACACAAAUAAACUUCCAGUAUUGUGCAAAGCCAAUGAAGAUCACAUUAUUUUUGAAGUGCGCUGCAGAGUUUCACACUGAUCAACUGCCCGCAAGGAUGUGCUUGUUUGCAGGCUCCACUGGCUCGGCUCCGUGGGAUGAAAAAGAUAAUGAUCUUGAUGACGAAGAGGAGGAAGAACUGAAUCAAUCUCAGCAUGUCCCCAUUCAAGAGACGUUUCCAUUUCUCAAUAUCAAUGAUUCUCCAAUGGCUCCAGCCAGCGCAGAAAACUGUAGCUCCGAAGCUGUGUGGCCAAAGAAUGAACCUCUAGAUAUGGAAAUGCCCCCAACUGCCUUGCAGCCUGACUUCUUCAGCAGCCCGGAGCUCUGGAUCAGCUCUCUGCCAAUGACAGACCUGGAAAUCAAGUUUGAAUAUCGAGGAAAGGAGACUGGACCAACGACGACUGUAAGCAACCCGCAGGGAUGCAGACUUUUCUAUGGAGAGCUGGGUCCUAUGCCAGACCAGGAAGAGCUCUUUGGGCCCAUUAGUUUGGAGCAAGUAAAGUUUCCUGGGACAGAGCAAAUCACCAAUGAAAGGCAGAAGAUCUUUACAAGUCGGCUGCUGGAUGUUAUGGACAGGGGACUGAUCCUGGAGGUCAGUGGCCACGCCAUUUACGCUGUCCGGCUCUGCCAGUGCAAGGUGUACUGGUCUGGUCCCUGUGCGCCUUCCUCCACCACACCAAAUUUGAUCGAGAGACAAAAGAAAGUCAAACUUUUCUGUCUGGAAACAUUCCUUAGUGAGCUGAUUGCCCAUCAGAAAGGACAAAUUGAGAAACAACCACCAUAUGAGAUCUACUUCUGUUUUGGAGAAGAGUGGCCCGAUGGGAAACCCAGGGAGAGGAAGCUGAUUGUGGUUCAGGUCAUCCCAGUCGUGGCCCGGAUGAUCUACGAAAUGUUCUCCGGUGACUUCACGCGCUCCUUUGACAGCGGCAGUGUGCGGCUUCAGAUCUCCACGCCUGACAUCAAGGACAACAUCGUGGCUCACCUGAAGCAGCUGUACCGCCUGCUGCAGAACCACCAGGAGGGGUGGCCAAUGCCGGCCCCUGCCAUGCACUUGGCUCAGCCGCUCCCAGCCCAGUGAUGGGUGCCUUGCUUCGCUCCGAGCUUCACGUUGUACAUAGAGGAGCAUUUCUUAGAGUGCCUUGCCUAAAUCUGAAUAAAAGAUGUAAAUCUGGUAAUCUGGUUCAAUUCCAGCAGUCUG